Canis lupus familiaris (dog) is the source of this 2477-nucleotide messenger RNA. It is a transcript of the gene NEU1, whose product is annotated as neuraminidase 1. Gene Ontology annotation, cellular component: lysosome; cytoplasm; membrane. Bases 16 to 1263 code for a protein of 415 amino acids. The transcript is spliced from 6 exons. Gene Ontology annotation, molecular function: exo-alpha-sialidase activity. Gene Ontology annotation, biological process: oligosaccharide catabolic process; ganglioside catabolic process. Lineage: Eukaryota; Metazoa; Chordata; Mammalia; Carnivora; Canidae. The record is from RefSeq and is a predicted model, not a curated record.
GCCGAGGAGGGGGCGAUGGCGGGUCGGCCCGGCGCCGCGCUCCCGGGCAGACCCGGGGGCCCGCGGGUGCCGGGGUGCUGGGGCGGCUGGCGGGUUCGGGCACGCGCCGCGACCUUCCUGCUGCUGUGGCCGCUGGCCGGGUUGGGCGCGGGGAUAAAGAACGACUUCAGUCUGGUGCAGCCGCUGGUCACCAUGGAGCAGCUGCUGUGGGUGAGCGGCAGGCAGAUCGGUAAUGUGCACACCUUCCGAAUCCCGCUCAUUACGGCCACUCCUCGGGGUACGCUCCUUGCCUUCGCUGAGGCGAGGAAAAUGUCCACGUCGGAUGAAGGGGCCAAGUUCAUCGCUCUCCGGAGAUCCACUGACGAGGGCAGCACGUGGUCUCCAACAGCCUUCAUUGUAAAUGAUGGGGAGACCCCAGAUGGGCUGAACCUUGGGGCAGUGGUGAGCGAUAUGGAGACGGGAGUGGUAUUCCUUUUCUAUUCCCUCUGUGCUCACAAGGCUGGCUGCCAGGUGGCCUCCACCAUGUUGGUGUGGAGCAAAGAUGAUGGUGUUUCCUGGAGCCCACCUCGGAAUCUCUCCUUGGAUAUCGGCACUGAGAUGUUUGCCCCUGGACCAGGCUCUGGCAUUCAGAAGCGGCACGAUCCGCGGAAGGGCCGCCUCAUCGUGUGUGGCCAUGGGACGCUGGAGCGGGACGGGGUCUUCUGCCUCCUCAGUGAUGACCACGGCGCCUCCUGGCGGUAUGGUAGCGGCGUCAGCGGCAUCCCGUAUGGCCAGCCCAAGCGGGAGAACGAUUUCAACCCUGACGAGUGCCAGCCCUAUGAGCUCCCAGAUGGCUCAGUCGUCAUCAACGCCCGCAACCAGAACAACUACCACUGCCACUGCCGAAUCGUCCUCCGCAGCUACGAUGCCUGUGACACGAUCCGGCCUCGAGACGUGACCUUUGACCCUGAGCUGGUAGAUCCUGUGGUGGCUGCUGGGGCUGUAGCCACUGGCUCCGGCCUUGUCUUCUUCUCCAAUCCAGCCCACCCAGAAUUCCGAGUGAACCUGACCCUGCGCUGGAGCUUCAGUAAUGGUACCUCGUGGCGGAAGGAGACAGUCCAGCUGUGGCCAGGCCCCAGUGGCUACUCCUCACUGGCUGCCCUGGAGGGCAGUGUUGGGGGGAAGGACCAGGCGCCCCAGCUCUACGUCCUGUAUGAGAAAGGCCGGAACCAGUACACAGAGAGCAUUUCCCUGGCCAAAGUCAGUGUCUAUGGCACACUCUGAGCUGUACACCUGCCACCAAAGUGGGAGGCCUGGACAUUGUCCUCAGGACCCUGGGCCCAUGGAGGAUCUGCUAGAGAUCCCUAAAAGACAGUUCCAUCUUCCUUGAGACUCUAGCCUCUUGCAAAGCCAGUUUCUCUUUCACUCUGUUAGGACUGCAACUCUGGCUUCCUGCACACAGGAAGUCCUGCCCUCACUCUAGAGUGCUUCCCUGCACAUCAUUGCUGGCUCUGGCCCCCUACCCCUUCUGCCUUCCUGGGGUGAUGAUUGGUCCUUUGUUUAGGCAGGGCUAGGCAGCCCUGUAGAAUUGAAUAAAUGUGAACUCAGGGAGUUGGAGAAGGCUGAGCUUCCUCUCCAGGGUAAGAUACUAGCUAUGGAGCGGGUUGGUGAAAGUCCUGGAAGGGCAAUAUUUGGAUUCAGGGUAAAGAACUAGGUGCACCACCCACCUUGACUAUUUAUAAAUCGAAAUAUUUGUAACUUAAACAUUUUUAAUGAAGGAGGAGGAGCAUUUGUACAGUCUGUGUGAUUGUGUUAAUGUGCAUCUUUGUGUCUGUUCUGCGUGUGCACUUUUAAGUGGCCAGGGAAGAGUUUUGAGGAAGAAGCUGGUGCAUUUAUUGCUCAUGUAGCAAAUUGAAUCCUCCUUUCCCUUUUACCCUCUUCUUUAUCACAGAAAAACAGAUUCAAUUUCAUAGAUGUAAUGAGUGGCAGGGGGAGCCCCAAGGGAUAUUUAAAAAUCUGCCCUGUUUUGUAUUGCUGAGAUGGAGUCCUCUGUGAUGCAGGGCGCAGGUGCGUGAAAUGCACAUGGGAAGCCUCUCCCAGGCCAACAUGGCAGAAAAAUAAGCGUAUGUGAGCAAAUAGCACUAUCCUAAGGCAGAUGCUAUGAAGAGGAUGGGCAGCCUACAGAUGAGUGGGAAAGCCGUAGCUUUCCUGUUUGGAAAGAAAAUACAAGGCCUAGAUGAGGUGGUAAGAGUGGUAAAGAUUGAGGAGUAAGGCCCAUAUCCACUUACAGUUAGAGGUUUAUUUUACUUUUAACGUGCUUCUCUAAGAAAUGUUAGGAUAAUUCAUUCUGUCAGAAAAAAUGGAAUAAUCUCACUGUAUGUGAGGAUAUGGUGCAAUUAUAUUUGAUUCAGAAUUUGUGAACAAUAAUGUAAUACUUCAAUUUUUUUCACUUACAGACAUUUUAAAAAGCAUAAAGGUAGAGAAAAUAGUUAAUGAAA